ACAUCGAGGCCGUCCUGCUCACCACCAUGUCGAAACAGUUCCAGUUCAAACUUGUGCUCUUAGGAGAGUCCGCGGUGGGCAAGUCAAGCUUGGUCUUGCGCUUUGUGAAGGAUCAGUUCGAUGACUACAGGGAGAGUACAAUUGGAGCUGCCUUCCUGACGCAGACAGUUACUCUCGAUGAUGGAACGUCCGUAAAGUUCGAAAUUUGGGAUACCGCCGGUCAAGAACGAUAUAAGUCAUUGGCUCCUAUGUACUAUCGCAAUGCAAACUGCGCCGUAGUUGUGUACGACAUCACCCAAACCGCAUCACUGGAGAAGGCGAAAUCAUGGAUACGAGAACUGCAACGUCAAGCCGACCCCUCCAUUGUAAUUGCACUUUGUGGCAACAAGGCAGAUCUUGCUGCCCGACGUCAAGUCACUCAGGAAGAAGCACAGAAGUACGCAGAAGAGGAAGGUCUUAUGUGGGGGGAGACUUCUGCUAAGACCGGUGAAGGUGUUGCGGAUAUCUUUACCGCUAUCGCGAAGAAACUCCCUUUGACUGCACCGCCAUCUGCCAGAGCUGGAGGGGCGAGAGCUGGUCCUGCCAAGACAGGGGUCGAUCUCAACAAGCAAGCGAACACUCAGGGCGGACAGAACGAGCCAUGCAAUUGCUGAGCGACGUUCCUCCGUUCUCAUUCCCUCUACACUCUCCAGUGCACCUUCUUUCUCCUCUGGCAUUCCCCUUCAUGGCAUUCUUUCGCAUUUUUAUGGCUUUCUCGGCACACCUUGUAGUCUAUUCUAGUCGUUAUUCUGUUCACUUGGACUUUCCUUCUUAUCACCACCUCACAUACGGAGCGAACUAUUCACGGCGUUGUUCGGAAAUGUUCAACGUUUCAACGUCUAGUUGUGAUUCUGAAUGUGUGAUUACAAUUAUCUAACGGAUACAGUUGAAGGAUAGAAAUACAGCAAGAUGAUCCCUUUCCUUUCCCUCGCCAGCGAUGAAAGGCAUCCAAAUCCCAAACCGGUUUGUGUGUAGA
Somion occarium is the source of this 1015-nucleotide messenger RNA. Lineage: Eukaryota; Fungi; Basidiomycota; Agaricomycetes; Polyporales; Cerrenaceae. The record is from the annotation of a GenBank genome assembly.